Messenger RNA from Sphaeroforma arctica JP610, 2450 nucleotides. RefSeq lists its product as hypothetical. The record is from RefSeq and is a predicted model, not a curated record. Gene Ontology annotation, cellular component: cytoplasm; nucleus. Lineage: Eukaryota; Ichthyosporea; Ichthyophonida. Gene Ontology annotation, molecular function: FAD binding; DNA binding. Bases 314 to 2188 code for a protein of 624 amino acids. Gene Ontology annotation, biological process: circadian regulation of gene expression; entrainment of circadian clock by photoperiod. The transcript has 11 exons.
AGCAAACUCCGCAACAUAGAAGCAAUCUGCUAUCAAUAUCUGUUGUAUACACUGGUCAACUCCGAUUUUUGUCGGCUGGGGUGCAAGGGUAGCGUUCAAGUUAAAAACGAGCAAGUCGAUAGAUUACAAAUCGACUUUACUUUAAAAACAUAAGUCAGAUAUAGCUAAACACGCAAACCUUAGCAGCAGAACAGUUUUGGUAUGCUACACGCAUCAUCUACUUCAAAUCAGUUUGUUCUUCGAUUAUACGUACAAAUUCUUACAAACAAAUCCAUAACAGCGAAAUCUGUCGUCAACACAUUAAGUGUAGACAAUGCCGGGUGCUAUUUUUUGGUUUAGAAAAGGUCUGAGGCUUCACGAUAAUAAAGCGCUUAUUGCGGCAGUGGAGUCAAGAGGGAAAAAGGUAUAUCCGGUAUACGUCUUAGAUCCCAAGUUUGUUAAUCCAAAGCAAAUGGGCUUGAAUCGUCUGCGAUUUUUGCUUGAGUGCCUUUUGGAUCUGGAUUAUUCUCUACGCACUAAACACAAUAGCCGUCUGAUAGUUCUAAGAGGGGAUCCUACCGUGGUGAUUCCUGAGCAGAUCGAGGCAUGGGAUGUCGAUCGACUGGUUUACGAAGAUGAGCCCGAACCACAUAAUGUAGAGAGAGACGAAGCGAUCAAAGCCGUACUGAAAGAAUCUAACAGCGCCUGCUUGGUUUACUGCACACCCGGACAUACUAUAUGGGAUCCCAAGUAUCUAUUGAAGAUCAACAAUGGCAAGCCGCCGUUGACCAUGCAAUCAUUCACCACAUUGGCCGAGAAAAAAGCUGAUCCGCCCGCUCGACCCAUCAACGCACCCACAGCAGAGGCAAUGCAGCUGAUGCUGCCCAGAGAUGUGCCGGAAACAGACAAGGCGGAAGGCGACAUGUACUCCGUCCCGGUUGUAGAAAAUGUGAAGGACUUUGUAGCCCUGUACUCCUCGCUUGGGGUAAACGGUGACCAAUGUACAAUAGACGAGGCCGAUGAGAAGGAAAACAAUGCCGGCACACCAAUCGUCAAAGGUGGCGAAACGGAAGCCUUGAAAAGACUUAGUAUUAAAGUGAAUAAUCGACACACAUGGGUAGCGACGUUUGCCAAGCCGGAUACAGCGCCAACGGCUUUUGAUCCUCCAUCGACGACUAUUCUUAGUCCUUACUUGGCAAAUGGGAGCAUAUCGCCGCGGCUCUUCUAUUACGCCAUUCUCGAUUGCUACGAAAAAAAUAGAAAGGAGAACGGACAUGCGCACACCAAAUCACCGACAUCGCUAAUGGCCCAAUUAUACUGGAGAGAAUUCUUCACGCUCUGUGGGCGAGAAUUACCACACUUUGGCGCUAUGGUAGGUAAUAGCAUAUGUAAACAAAUUCCCUGGAGUAGAGAUAUGGCUCUGCUGAGGGCGUGGGAGAAGAGCCAUACGGGGUUCCCUUGGAUUGAUUCAGUGAUGACUCAGCUGCGCACUACCGGCUGGAUCCAUCACCUGGCGAGGCACAGUGUGGCGUGUUUUCUGACGAGGGGCGAUCUGUGGGUGCACUGGGAGAUGGGUAGAGACGCCUUCGAAAGGCAUUUGCUUGACGCCGACUGGAGUCUCAACAACGCGAACUGGAUGUGGUUGAGUGCCAGUGGCUUCUUUCAUCAGUUCUACCGUGUGUAUAGUCCGAUUGCCUGGCCGAAGAAAACUGAUCCCAAUGGCGACCACGUCCGCCAUUUUGUGCCAGUACUGAAAGAUAUGCCCAAGAAAUAUAUCUACGAACCAUGGCUGGCACCAUUAACAGUCCAGAAAAAGGCCAAUUGCAUCAUCGGCAAGGACUAUCCCUACCCAGUUGUAGACCACAACACCGUCAAGAAUGCAAAUCUCACCAAGAUGAAGGAUGCCUAUGGCAGGCAUUCUGACGGUAAAAUCAACUGGGAAGAGGACGUCGCACAGAAUGUCUCGAAUGCUGACAAAGUCAUACAAACAACCGGGAUAGGCGAAUAUGAGUAUGUAUCCAAAGAUACGCACAACAGCGGUAAAAGGAAGGCGGUGGCCGCUCCAAGCGAAGUUGAUAGCGAUGAAAACACGGUCAAAGUGGAAGGUCAGAGUAGCGCCCCAAAAAAGGACAAAGCUAAAGAUAUUAAUUCGAAACCAACUCGAGGGAAUAGGAGCAAAAUAUUAAGGCAGACGACAUUAGAAUUCUGACGGCAAUAUCCGAUACAGGCUCAGGGGCUAUGUUAGAAUUAAAAGCCGACUUCAACAUUAGUGUUCGAAGCACGUUUGCGGUACUGUCAGGAGGUGGGUAAAUGCUGGCAUAAACAUCCUAUACUUUAGAAAUAUACUAUUUAAAUUUGUAGAAGUUUCCCGAGAUGAAUCGAGAACCCAAAGACCUGAUAUAGAUCUUAGCAAGUGUAUAUCACCAGUGAUUUUCAGAAUGACUAGAAGCAUUAAAGAUAGGAAAACCCAU